AUGAAACAGCACAAAGAAGCUAACCAAGACAAAAAUUUAUAUAGCACACAUCUAAUUCCAGUUGAUUGGGGACCGAAGGUUGAUGUUGAUGUUUUUUGUUUUCUUGACCUUGCUUCAAAUUAUGAACCCCCAGAUUCACUUGCGGAGUGGCUUGAAGCUGGUGAACAGCCUGUCCAUAUUGGAUUUGAUAGCCUUCCUCUUGAAGAACCAGAGAACAUGACCAAUAUUAUUCUUCAAGCUCUGGAAAUAACUGGACAGAGAGGCGUCAUCAACCGAGGCUGGGGUGGCCUUGCCUUCAUAUAUUUCUCUUCUCAGUGGCAUAACCAAGUGCAUCAUGGGGUUGCUGGGACAACUGCUGCUGGUCUGAAAGCUGCGUGUCCAACCACAAUUGUACCAUUCUUUGGGGACCAGCCAUUUUGGGGGCAGAGGGUGCAUGCCAUAGGAGUAGGUCCUGCACCCAUUCCAGCUUAUACACCUCAAGAGCAUAAUCAUAUGCUGUUCAGAUACCCAUCUUCUUCAACACUCUGCAGAGUAAGAUUAACACAAUCACAUGAUGCCUAA
Molecule: messenger RNA, 561 nt
Organism: Prunus armeniaca (apricot)
Lineage: Eukaryota; Viridiplantae; Streptophyta; Magnoliopsida; Rosales; Rosaceae
Source: the annotation of a GenBank genome assembly